Leptosia nina is the source of this 1185-nucleotide messenger RNA. NCBI's taxonomy places the organism in Eukaryota, Metazoa, Arthropoda, Insecta, Lepidoptera, Pieridae. The record is from the annotation of a GenBank genome assembly.
AUGGCUGAUAGGUGGACCCAUGAGAGUGGCUACAUUGUGUGUAUCGGUUUCCUUCCCACGUCUGUGUGCGGUGAUGCGCGUAGUUCAGCGGAGGCGUUGCGCAGAUUCAGCUCCGGUGAUCUGCAAUCGGAGUGCGAUGAAGGAGAAGUCGACCCUUACACCGGCCGCCCGGCGACGACCAGUCAGCCCAAACCACAGCAGCGCCCAACCUCUCAGGCGACCGGUGGUAGUCUCGGGAGUGGUGCAGCACCACCACCGUCAGCUAAUCCCCCACCAAGUGCAACUCCAUCUACCGCUGGUUCCGGUGGCGAUUUGUCGUUGAACCUUCGAGGAGGAUCUCGAGGCACCUCAGCGCCAUCUUCACCAGCGAAAUCAAGAGAGUCACUUCUCCAACGAGUUCAGUCUCUAACCGGUGCUGCCAGGGAUCAAGGCGCAAAUUUAUUGGAGAUUACAGAACUCGACAAAAAUUUAAAAGAAUUAUCUCGACUCAAGUUUAACUCUAAUGAUGGUAAUUUCGAAGAACAAGGAUCGGAACAAAUGCAUUUGCAAGGAUUUGUCGACAGUCUCAUCUUCAUCAUUAGGGAGCUUAGUAGAGAUGAGAUUUCUGGCGGAGUAAACAAAUACAAAGAGCCUUCCUAUGUCCCUUUGAUUACCAUAGAGAUUUGCAAUCUGUCCCUUGUUGGAAGUGUUACAUCAGUGGCGUCAGUGGGCCGUGGUUACAACAGAGAUCGGUGCGUUACCUUACUCGUCGUGGAUGACCAGAAUACGGACUGGUCGAAGUACUUCCGCAACCGGCGUCUACCAGGCGAAUGGGAUAUACGCGUUGAACAGGCCGAAUUUAGGGAGUUGACUGUGACAGCGAACUCGGAUGGCGCCAAUGUGUCAAUGGCGGUGUAUCGCAGCGGGACAAAAGUUACACGAUGUUUCAAGCCAGACUUCGUUCUUGUUAGACAAAAUGUGCGUGAUGCAGGAGCCGACCACCGAGCCCUGCUUUUGGGGCUGAAGUUUGGAGGAGUACCGUCUAUUAACAGCCUAAACUCAAUCUACCACUUCCAGGAUCGCCCGUGGGUGUUCGGGCAUCUGCUUCAAUUACAGCGACGUUUGGGACGAGAAAACUUCCCUCUUAUAGAACAAACUUACUACCACAACCACACUGAUAUGGUGAGUUAUAGUUUAGACUCAUGA